AUGAGCCAGUACGUUCAUGUAUCCGAGAAUGAAGGCGACGAGCCUAUGGAAAUACCCACUGAAGAAGACGGGACCCUUUUGUUGACAACUUUAUCAGCUCAGUUUCCCGGGGCUUGUGGUCUGAAAUAUCGUAACCAAGAAACUGGAACGCUGAGAGGGAUUAGAUUAUCUGACGGACGCCUUUACCCCCCUGACGUGGACUGGGGCAGACAUGUCUAUAUCGUUGUGUUUCCAAAAGGCGAGAAUUCAAAGGAAAAUUCAACCCGUGCUUCAGAAUCUUCACUGUCUGUCAAAUCGUACAGGCGUCUUGACCGUCAGAAAUGUAGUGACCUCAUUGUGCUAGGUCUUCCUUGGAAAAGCACCGAAGAGGAUCUUCGGAAGUACUUCCAGCAGUUUGGAGAGCUUCUGAUGGUUCAGGUUAAAAAGGAUCCCAAAUCUGGACAGUCAAAAGGAUUUGGCUUUGUGAGGUUUGCUGAUUACGAGUCCCAGUUGAAAUGUAUGGCACAGAGACACAUGAUUGAUGGCAGGUGGUGCGAUGUACGGAUACCAAACUCAAAGGAGGGUGCACAACAAAUGAUGAACCGCAAAGUGUUUGUGGGGAGGUGCACUGAGGACAUGACAGCAGACGACUUGCGAAAUUACUUUAGCAAAUACGGGGAAGUGGUUGACGUGUUUAUACCGAAGCCCUUUCGAGCUUUCGCCUUUGUUAGUUUUGCUGAUGCUGAGACUGCACAAUCACUGUGUGGAGAGGACCACAUUAUCAAAGGAGCCAGUGUACAUAUAAGUGGAGCGGCACCGAAAGCUAAUGAAAAGUUUGAUAGGCGGAUGGUACCAAACCAUGGCCACGUGGCUUACCAAGGGUCUUGGGGUCCUGGACGGGGCGGAAACCCGAACCCAGCCAACACUAACAUGGGAAUGAAUGCCAGCAUGGGCAGCAACAUGGGUAUUGGCAACCUGGGACUGAAUGCUCUACAGCUCAACCAUGCUAUGCUAGCUGCCGCCCAGGCUGUUCUCAGUAGCCAGACUGGCUGGGGCCCCCUGGGGCUGACACAUCAGAGUGGAAACCCCACCACCAACGGGGACCCCCUGGUUGUGGCCACCACAACCCAGGCCGCCCCUCACACCAUCAGCACCUCCUAUGCUCCAGCACCUAUGGCCACCUCAAACGGUGCGGUGGGCACUGCCGGCGGAGGGGCCAGCAACAGCUUUCUUGGUUGGGGUAGCCAGACAGCGGAGAUGCCUCCGGUGCCGCACACUGUAGCCACCAGCCAACAAGUCCCCAACUGGGGCAGCAUGCCGGCCAAGGCAGGCUCUGGGUGGAAUUGA
Candidula unifasciata is the source of this 1326-nucleotide messenger RNA. Lineage: Eukaryota; Metazoa; Mollusca; Gastropoda; Stylommatophora; Geomitridae. The record is from the annotation of a GenBank genome assembly.